Molecule: messenger RNA, 546 nt
Organism: Notothenia coriiceps (black rockcod)
Lineage: Eukaryota; Metazoa; Chordata; Actinopteri; Perciformes; Nototheniidae
Product: FAD-dependent oxidoreductase domain-containing protein 1-like
Exons: 4
Biological process (GO): mitochondrial respiratory chain complex I assembly
Cellular component (GO): cytoplasm
Source: RefSeq, a predicted model, not a curated record
ACCUGGAGGUCCAGCUGGCGGCCAUGAGGCAGAAGGCUCUGGACGCUCUGCCGGGGAGCGGCUGGAGCCCGCUGGAGAUGGGCCAGGGUCUCCCUCCAGAGAGGGCGGAUGUUGUGAUCGUGGGGGGGGGCGUGAUCGGCUGGUCCAUCGCCUACUGGAUCAAACGGAAGGAGAGGGGGCGAGGAGGAGUGAAGGUGGUGGUGGUGGAGAAGGACCCAACGUAUUCGCAGUCCUCCACGGUGCUUUCUGCAGGAGGCAUCCGACAGCAGUUCUCUCUGCCCGAGAACAUCCACCUCUCCAUGGCCUCCGCUCAGUUCAUGAAGAACAUCAAUGAACAUCUCCACGUGUUGAAUGAAGACCCGGUGGACCUCCAGUUCAACCACUCAGGAUACCUCUUCCUGGCCAACGAGGAAGUGGCUCACAUCAUGGAGGAGAACUACAAAACCCAGAGGAGCUUCGGAGCCCAUGUUUCUCUUCUCUCUGCGACUCAGUUAAAGGAGAAGUUUCCGUGGAUAAACACAGACGGUGUCGCGCUCGCUUCAUACG